Messenger RNA from Ostrinia furnacalis (Asian corn borer), 1765 nucleotides. Its product is annotated as WD repeat-containing protein 3-like. The transcript has 8 exons. Gene Ontology annotation, biological process: maturation of SSU-rRNA. The coding region runs from base 114 to 1667 and encodes 517 amino acids. Gene Ontology annotation, molecular function: protein binding; snoRNA binding. Gene Ontology annotation, cellular component: Pwp2p-containing subcomplex of 90S preribosome; small-subunit processome. The record is from RefSeq and is a predicted model, not a curated record. NCBI's taxonomy places the organism in Eukaryota, Metazoa, Arthropoda, Insecta, Lepidoptera, Crambidae.
CACCCCCCCUUCCGCCUCGCCUGUCAUUUUCCAAAACAUCAACAUGUGCUUCAUGUGAUUAUUUUUUUGGUUUUGUGGUUACUUGAAUGACAAAAUAUUAAUUAAACAUAACAAUGGGUCUCACAAAGCAAUAUUUGCGAUAUGCUCCAAGUGGUACUUUCAAUGUUAUAGCCAGUGCCGAUUGUAACUGUACACAUGUGUCUCUAAAUGGAAUAAGUGGACGAUAUUUGGCUGUCGGUGCUUGUGAACAUGUUGUUAUCUGGGAUAUGAGACUGGGGGAGAAGGCUCAAGUGCUGCCAGGAGAGAAUGUGGUAGUUUCCCAGAUAGCUGCGAGCCCUACUGGGAAUCAUAUGGCGGUGGGAUACGUGGACGGCAACAUAAACGUGUUUGAGCUAACAAACAAUGAAGUGGUGUGUGUGUUUGCCGGACACAAGUCAGCUGUUACCUGUCUACAGUAUGACGAGCAUGGACACAGAUUGGUAUCUGGAUCUAAGGAUACUGAGGUCAUCCUGUGGGAUGUUGUUUCUGAGACGGGUAUAGCCCGGUUUAGUGGGCAUAAGGGUAUUGUGACAAGUGUCCUUUUCAUCAACGGAAAGAACUGCAUUGUCAGCUCUUCAAAAGACACAUUUGUUAAGUUUUGGGACAUUGAAACUAAGCAUUGUUUCAAAACAUUAGGAGGGCAUCAAAUGGAGGUGUGGUCUGCAGUAUUACUGAAAGAAGAGAGGUACCUAGUGACAGGCACUGUGCACCAGGAACUCAGGGUGUGGAAACUGAACUGGACCAGUGAUGUAAAAGAUGAGAACAAGCUUGCCCAACAGCUGGAAAUUGUCAAGUUAGAAGAAACAGAUGAAGUUGAAGAUUCUUCUGUACUACAAUGUCACCAAGUGGGCACUCUCGUCCGCGGGGGCAAAGGCCGCGUAGUCGGCCUGAACACAGACCUGGGACAAAGUGUACUCGCCUGCUUUGGAACUGACUCCCUGCUUGAACUAUUUUCCUUCUGUUCAGAUGAGGAAGCUAAAGCCAGGAUGGAUAAACGUGUAAAGAAACAAAGGAAGAAACUGGCGAAGCUCAAAGAAAAAGGCGAGGUAGAACCUGAAGCAACAGAAGUAGCUGAAAUUCUGACUCUCUCAGAUGAAGUCCGAAGGUUGUCGUCAGUGAAAUUAGGCGCGAAAAUAAAGUCCGCGUCGGUUCUGGUGGGAACUACUGGGGAAGUGAGAGUCGGCGUCACAUUGGCUAACAAUUCUGUCGAUCUACAUAGCUUGAAAAUGGACGAGGGUCAGGAAGUGAAAUGUUUGAAACAAAUUACGUUACCUGGACACCAGAAAGACCCACUAACUGUAGCCAUCAGCUCCGACAAUUUAGCAGUACUUUCGGCCUCUGCAGAUUCUAUCAAGUUAUGGAACCGGCCGAAUCAAACCUGCCUUCGCACUAUCCCAGUGCCGUGCGGUCGCCCUAUGAGCGUUUGUUUCGCGCCCGGCGAUAGACACGCGUUAGUAGGCUGCGCGGACGGCUCGCUCCUCGUAGCUGAUGUAGGCGCCGGUCGGAUAUUGGAACAGAUACCAGCGCACGAGAACUCGUGUAGCUGUGUGGGACUCACGCCUGACAUGGUAAGUGUGGGGGGACUCAUCAACGUCAUAUUGAUAGUAGCCAUUAAAGUCCGGCGAUAGACACGCGUUAGUAGGCUGCGCGGACGGCUCGCUCCUCGUAGCUGAUGUAGGCGCCAGUCGGAUAUUGGAACAGAUACCAGCGCAUGAGAACUCUUGUA